This is a messenger RNA of Rhodamnia argentea, 1752 nucleotides long. Its product is annotated as shikimate O-hydroxycinnamoyltransferase-like. The transcript is spliced from 3 exons. Gene Ontology annotation, molecular function: acyltransferase activity, transferring groups other than amino-acyl groups. The coding region runs from base 27 to 1544 and encodes 505 amino acids. Lineage: Eukaryota; Viridiplantae; Streptophyta; Magnoliopsida; Myrtales; Myrtaceae. The record is from RefSeq and is a predicted model, not a curated record.
AACUCCUCCAACGCACUCUUCACCAAAUGAGAAACCACCUCUCCCUCUCUCUCUCUCUCUCUCCAUCCUCCUCUUGGGUUUCUUCUGCUCUGCGACACGGACAUCGUUUUGCCUCCAUUGAAGCGCGCGGGUGGUUCUUGUUUCGGUUCAAUGCACACAUUAGCAUAAGGGGCGCUCAAAUAAAAUCGGCAUUUUCGAGAAUGAUAAUUAGCAUCAAAGAGUCGACUAUGGUGUGUCCGGCUGAGGACACGCCGAGACGUGCCCUGUGGAAUGCCAAUGUGGACUUGGUGGUCCCGAGCAUGCACACGCCAAGCGUGUACUUCUACCGGCCAACCGGAUCUGCUGACUUCUUCGAUGCCGGAGUGCUGAAAGAGGCGCUGAGCAGAGCGUUGGUGCCGUUUUACCCAAUGGCCGGGCGAUUGAAGAGGGAUGAAGAUGGCCGGAUCGAGAUCGAUUGCAAUGCCAAGGGCGUGCUGUUUGUUGAGGCUGAGACGAGCUCGUUGGUCGAUGAUUUCGGGAAUUUCGCACCCACUUUGGAGCUCCGGAAGCUUAUUCCCGCUGUGGAUUACUCUGGUGGGAUAUCCUCGUACCCUAUUUUGGUGCUACAGGUUACAUACUUCAAGUGUGGUGGAGUUUCGCUUGGUGUUGGCAUGCAGCACCAUGUGGCCGAUGGACUUUCUGGUCUACACUUUGUGAACACAUGGUCCGAUCUGGCUCGUGGACUUGACAUUAAGCUACCUCCAAUUAUCGACCGGACCGUUCUGCGCGCCCGCAGCCCACCACGGCCUCAAUUCCCUCAUACCGAAUACCAGUCUCCACCUGCAUUGCAAGUUUCUCCUGAAACUACUCAUUCAGCUCCAUAUAGCACUACUGUUUCUAUUUUCAAAGUUACUCGGGAACAGUUAGAUACCCUGAAGACACAGGCAGAAUUAGAAAAUGGAAACACCGCUAGUUAUAGUUCCUAUGAGAUGUUGGCAGGUCAUGUUUGGAGAUGUGUGUGCAGAGCACGCGGACUUGCAGAUGAUCAAGACAGUAAAUUGUACAUUGCGACAGAUGGACGGAUGAGAUUGUCUCCACCACUUCCGCAGGGUUAUUUUGGCAAUGUGAUCUUUACAGCCACGCCAAUCGCUGUUGCAGGCGAUCUCCAAUCAAAACCAGUAUCUUAUGCUGCAUGGAAGGUCCGUGAGUCGCUGGUGAGAAUGGACGACGAUUACCUAAGAUCUGCCCUUGAUUACUUGGAGCUCCAGCCUGAUCUCUCGGCACUGGUUCGCGGGGCGCAUACUUUUAGGUGUCCAAAUCUGGGCAUUACUAGUUGGGUCAGGUUGCCUAUCCAUGACGCAGACUUCGGUUGGGGGCGCCCUAUCUUCAUGGGGCCUGGCGGGAUUGCAUACGAGGGAUUGUCGUUCAUAUUGCCUAGCCCAACCAGUGACGGGAGCUUUUCUGUUGCUAUCUCAUUGCAAACGGAGCACAUGAAACAGUUUGAGAAAUUCUUGCACGACUUCCCUGGUGAACUCCCACGAAAAAGGUGCAAGCUUGACGACUGAGUUCUAAUACCAAUGGAAAAGAUGUUUCUUCUUUCCUUCUACCUAGUUUCAUCAAAGAAAUCUUUUGCGCAUGUCAUUCAUUCGUAAUGCAAAGUGCACCAAUGCGGCUGUACGCCGCAAUGGGAUCCCUACAUGCAUCGCACAGGGCUCACAGAAUUUGUACUAUAUUUUGAAGUUACAAUUUACAAUCUAAAGCUAGAUAUGCUUU